Mesorhabditis belari is the source of this 903-nucleotide messenger RNA. NCBI's taxonomy places the organism in Eukaryota, Metazoa, Nematoda, Chromadorea, Rhabditida, Rhabditidae. The record is from the annotation of a GenBank genome assembly.
AUGACUGGAACCGAGCGGGUGCGGAAUCGACAAUUCGUGCAACGGAUUAUGGCACCGUUCAACAUGCAGUGCAACACGUGCAGAGAAUACAUCUACAAAGGCAAGAAGUUCAACAUGAAAAGAGAAACGGCUGAAGGGGAAUUCUAUCUCGGAUUGAAGAUCUUUCGUUUCUAUUUUAAAUGCCCUAAUUGUUUGGCAGAAAUCUCUUUCAAGACAGAUCUCGAGAGUUGCGAUUAUCAAAUGGAACAAGGAGCGACACGACUUUUUGAAGCUUUUAAGCUAUAUCAGCAAGCCGCCAAAGAAGAAGAGGCAAAAGAAGCCGAGGAUGCGAAGGAUCCGAUGAAAAUGCUCGAGAAAAGGACGAAAGCGAGUAAAGCUGAGAUGGAAAUGUCAGGCAAACUCGAUGAGAUCCAGGAACAAAAUCGGCAACACGAGACGAUCAAUUUGGAAGAUUUCUUGAAUCAAUUCGACUCGGACAGAAAGCUGACAUUAGCUGAAAGGAUUCGACUACAAGAAGAAGAGGAUGAAAAGGAGAUUAAGCAACUCUACGGACGGGAUAGUGAUGGGGUGAUCAGAAGACGGAUCAAAGACGAAGAUGAAGUUGACAAUGAAGCACAUUUGCCGACUAGCAGUGCGCUGGCGUCAUUGAAAUGGGAAGCCGAUCCCGAGCAAGUUGAUGUGAAGCCGAAUCCUGAUGGGAAACGAUCGAGAGACAGUCAAAAGGAUAAAUUGUCCAAGUUGAUUGUUGUCAAGAAAAAGAAACAAGAGGUGACGGUCAAACAGGAGAUCAAAGAUGAGGACGAGCAUGCGGAUGCGACGAGUUCCACUGGGCCACCAAAAGCCCCACCCGCAGCGUCGGCUCUUCUGGGACUCGGCGUCUAUGGAAGCUCAUCGGAUUCCGAA